Rotaria socialis is the source of this 3228-nucleotide messenger RNA. Lineage: Eukaryota; Metazoa; Rotifera; Eurotatoria; Philodinida; Philodinidae. The record is from the annotation of a GenBank genome assembly.
AUGGUGAAAAGUGAUUGUAAGAAGAGAUUAGUGGCGAUACAAGAUAAGGACGUUCAGAUCGAACUAACAGCAAUCACGUUCGAUGAUCAACAGACGAAUACUCAGCAACAUGCAAUGAGCAAAGACGUUGAAAUCAAGAGCGGUUCGCCGCACAAGUUUGACAAUCUAGACCUGAAUAUGAAUGGAGAAGAAUUACCAGAUCAAACACAAGCGGCGGCAGUAAUGAUAGAUUCUGAUAACGCACCGGGUGACUCUAUGACAAACAAUCGUCGAAUCGUAGAAGCUAUCACCGAAGAAUCAAAUCUGAAAAUCAAGAACGUCAUGAACGAUAUCAGAGCCGAUCUUGGCCCUAUUGUUGGAUACGCUGCAGAGCCUUUGCUGCCACUUUUCAAAGCAUGUGCUCCGCUGACCAACGUUCUUUAUAAUUUAUCUUUCUACGUUCAAAUGGCACUCAAUGAAACCCCAGAAGUGCCACCCGAUGGACUAACAAUCGAUGAGAGCGCUGCAAUUCGUCUCUACACGAUCGAAUGGGAUGAACCACAUCAAAGUCUCUAUUCGACGCUCAAUUACACACUCCAUAAUUGCCCUUGCGUAGAUCUUCGACCCUAUUUCAAGUAUUUGAAAUUGUUCUUGACUGCGCUAGUCAAAUUACCAUGCGUCGCACAAGUUACCAUUUGGCGAGGAAUAACGAAAGAUUUGAGUGCAGAAUUUUCACCUGAUACCCUUGUGACAUGGCGGGCAUUUUCAUCAUGCACAUCUGCAUUGACUGUGUUGGAAAGCAACAUCUAUUUGGGUAAUACAGGCGCGCGAACACUAUUAUCUGUUGAAGUCAUCAAUGGUCGAACAAUACGUGCCCAUUCACAUUUUGCCACCGAAGAUGAAAUUCUUCUUCUGCCCGGCACUCGUAUGGUAGUUCAAUCACAGUUGAAUCCAGCGCCUGAUCUCUACAUCAUUCAUUUGAAACAAAUAAUACCGGAAGAAAUACUACUUGAGCCUCCUUUCGAAGGUGCACGCCUAUAUCCAAAAAUGAAACGUUAUUGGUAUCAAAAAAAGAGAUACACCCUGCCAAUAUGCCUAUUGGCGGCUUUUCUUAUCGGAGGCGCUAUAUUGGGCUCUAUUCUUGCUUCAAUACUUCGAAAAAACAACCCAGUUCUAGCAAAUGUGUGCAUGAAUCCUUACACAGCUUUCACUAUAUCUGAUACUGGGCAAUCUCCGAUUUCUGUGGUAUCUGGCUAUUUCAACAAUGAUAACAAACGAGAUCUAGCAGUACUCAAUCAGAAAGAUAAAAGUAUUGAUAUACUGUUAGGUAAUAAGGAUGGUACCUUUCCGACUCCAAUAACAGUUUUUACCGGUCUCGCUCCAUAUAUUGUGAUAACGGCUGAUUUUAAUAAUGACAAUAUACAAGAUCUGGCGGUGGGCAAUGCGAACGGUCAAUCCAUCAGUGUGCUACUUGGUAAUGGAGGUGGAACCUUUCAAAGUCAAACGCAAUAUUCGGCUGGAAAAGGAUCACGAUCUCUGAUAUCGGGUUAUUUCAACAACGAUACCUAUCUAGAUGUGAUAGUAGCUAACUAUGACGAUAACACGAUUAGUAUACUGCUUGGCAAUGAUGAUGGAACUCUUCAAGACCAAACGGUGCAUGCAGUUGGCAUAUCGCCAAACUCGGUAGCAGCUGGCGAUUUUAACAAUGAUAGUAAAUUAGAUAUAGCAGUGGUCAACCAGGGCAAUAAUACAAUAAGUGUGCUACUUGGCAAUGGAGAUGGAACCUUUCAAACUCUAGAUACGUAUCUCGUUGGCAAUUUUCCAGACUCGGCGAUUACGCGCGAUUUCAACAAUGAUAAACAUCUGGAUUUGGCAGUAGCAAACUUUGGCGACUAUAACGUCGGCGUGCUGCUUGGCAAUGGAAAUGGAACCUUUCAAGCUCAAAUCAUGUAUGAAGCUGGUAACGGUCCGAACAGUAUAAUAUCGGCUGAUUUCAACAAUGAUAACCAACUUGAUCUGAUAGUAGCUAACUGGUUCGAUAACGCUACCAGCGUACUCCUUGGCGAUGGAAAUGGAACUUUUAGUACUCCACAGGUUUACCGUGCUGGCUAUGCUCCAAGUGGUGUGGUAGCGGCUGAUUUUAACAAUGAUAACCUCCUAGAUCUAGCAGCGACCAACUUAUACGGUAACACCCUUAGUCUGCUUGUUAGAGUAGCGAACGGCAGUGUUCAGCCCAUGAUCCAGUAUGCAGCUGGUAUGUAUCCGAGGUCAAUCGUUGCGACUGAUUUUAAUGGUGAUAACAAAACAGAUCUGAUAGUAGUCAACCAAGGGGAUAGUGACAUUAUGUUGAUGUUGGGCAACGGUGAUGGCACCUUCCAAGGUAGACUUCCAUAUAUAAUUUUGCAAACACCCAGCUCUAUGGCACUAGGCGAUUUCAACAACGAAAACAAAUCCGAUUUGAUUCUGACCAAUCUCAACAGCACUGUUGAGAUUCUGCUUGACUAUUCAUAUGGAACCUUCUACACCAACUGGACGUUUGAUACUGGAGGAAGCCCGAGCGCUGCAAUAUCAGACGAUUUUAACAAUGAUAUGAAAAUGGAUCUGGCUGUGGCCAACAUGUAUAACAACAGUGUUAGCAUACUGCUUGGUUGUGGGAAUGGGACGUUUCAGAAUCAAAUGACGUUUCUAACAGGAAAAAUACCGGUUUCUUUAACAUCUGGUGAUUUCAACAACGAUAAGAAAAGAGAUCUAGCAGUGGCCAACAACGACGGUAGUAACAUAAGCGUGCUUUUUGGCAAUGGGGAUGGAACCUUUCAGUCGCAAUCGAUGUACAAAAGUGGAAUAAACUCCAAGUGUAUUAUAUCCGUUGAUUUAAACAACGAUAGAAUCUUGGACCUAGUAGUGGCAAACCAGGGCGAAAACACUAUCAGUGUCUUGUUUGGUAAUAAGGAUGGAACCUUUCAGACUCAAAUUAAGUAUGGCGCUGGUAACGGACCGGUUGUUGUAGUAUCUGCUGAUUUUAAUCUUGAUAAAAUAAUGGAUAUAGCAGUGCUCAAUCAAUACUCUAACAACAUUAAUAUACUGUUUGGCGACGGGAACAUGACGUUUCCUACACGCAAUAGCUUAGUAACGGGUAUUUGGCCAAGCGCUAUAAUAGUGGAUGAUUUCAACAAUGACGGAAAAUCAGAUCUGGCAGUGAUUAACGAAAGAUCUAAUACGUUCAUGAUUUAUCUCAACUCAUGCAUAUAA